Schizosaccharomyces japonicus yFS275 is the source of this 982-nucleotide messenger RNA. RefSeq lists its product as hypothetical. The coding region runs from base 219 to 743 and encodes 174 amino acids. The transcript has a single exon. Lineage: Eukaryota; Fungi; Ascomycota; Schizosaccharomycetes; Schizosaccharomycetales; Schizosaccharomycetaceae. Gene Ontology annotation, cellular component: MICOS complex; mitochondrion; mitochondrial inner membrane. The record is from RefSeq and is a predicted model, not a curated record. Gene Ontology annotation, biological process: cristae formation.
CAACAGGGAAGCCUUGGCUAGGAGUAAUCUGAGUAAGCAGAAACGUGCAUAGCUCCUUGUUUGCUUGGUGUUGGCGUGUGGUUAAGUAGCCUGUAGUACACCGAACAAAGUACCUCCAUCUAGUAAACAGUUGGCGUUGCUACGCAGUUGCUAAGGAAUACAUACGUAAACAAGUUCUAGUGAAUUACGUCCACCCUGGUGAAAUUUGGACAACAAACAUGUCUUAUUUCUAUGAAGAGAUCCCCGACCUUCCACUACCAGAGUUGAAGAACGAGUGCCCCUGGCUGGCGGAUCGUAUUCAUCGUCUUCGAUCACAGUGUUUUCAUUACUGGGAUCAUUGGACGACAAAGUUCAGCGAAAAAUGGAAGCGAAGCACGACGGAGGAACAACAAUUGAUACGUGUCCUGCGAGAGAAUGUCGUUGAGGAGAAGGAAACCGUUCUUCCUGGGUUCGCUUAUGUUGCUAUUAGUUGGAUGACCGGCACCGUACUAGUUCGGCGUCGUUCUCUGCCCGUUCGAUGGACGGUUCCUCCAGCAUUGGGCUUGAUCGCCUUCUCUUACUGUUUCCCGAAGACAUAUCAGAAAGCUAGCAACUAUGUGUUGCAGAAAAGUCCCACUGGUCGACGGGCUAAAGAAUUCGUCUCAGAGAAGGAGACACAGAUGUCUGAGACCAUAAAGGAGUAUGCUGACCGUACAAAGACCACGGUUCAGAAUGUGUUUGAUCGGAAAAAACCUUCUUCUUGAGGCUACUGGGCCGGAGGACAAAGUAUGGUCUGCAGGGAAAAUUGAAACUCAAGCAGCACGAACGAUUUUGACGCCCUCCUUUUUGUUAAAAGAAUUCCUUAUGUUUAAUGAUUAUAUGACGACAAGUUAAAUGGUUAGAACGAAUGAAGACUGGCGCACACAAAAGGACCCAUAUCGUAAUUCUUCUGUGCCGUAUAAUGAACUCCAACGCAAAACAUUAUAUUGCAUAACACAGUGCG